UUUGAAUUUUAUGCAAUGAUACAUGGCUAUGGGUGACCAGAACUUGAGAUGGACACUCGCUGAAUUUCAUACCAUGUGGUGGCAUUCUGAUUUCCUUGUGACCUUGACCAAGCUUUGAACAGUGCCCAACCCAAGUUCAAAGGCUGAUGAGAGAGAAAAUCUCAUGAGGAGGUUUUACUCUAGGGAAGUUGUUCAGUGGAUGGGAUCUUGGCGCACAGAGCAAGAUGUCAGGCUCUUUCUGGCUCCUUCUCAGCCUUGUUGCUGUAACGGCUGCUCAAUCCGCCACUGAGGAACGGGCCAAGACAUUUUUGCAGAAGUUUGACCGUGAAGCUGAAGACCUGUCUUAUCAAAGUUCACUUGCUUCUUGGAAUUAUAACACCAAUAUUACCGAUGAGAAUGUCCAAAAGAUGAAUGCAGCCGGGGCCAAAUGGUCUGCCUUUUAUGAAGAACAAUCCAGGAUUGCCAAAACUUAUCCACUAGAAGAAAUUCAGAAUCUCACACUCAAGCGUCAAUUGCAGGUCCUUCAGCAGAGUGGGACCUCAGUGCUCUCAGCAGACAAGAGCAAACGAUUGAACGCAAUUCUAAGUACAAUGAGCACCAUCUACAGUAGUGGGAAAGUUUUGGACCCAAAUACACAGGAGUGCUUAGUACUUGAACCAGGUUUGGAUGACAUAAUGGAAAACAGCAAAGACUACAAUCGGAGACUCUGGGCUUGGGAAGGCUGGAGGGCUGAGGUCGGCAAGCAGCUGAGGCCAUUAUAUGAAGAGUAUGUGGUCCUGGAAAAUGAGAUGGCCAGAGCCAACAAUUAUGAGGACUAUGGGGACUAUUGGAGAGGGGAUUAUGAAGUGACGGGGGCAAGUGACUAUGACUACAGCCGCGACCAGUUGAUCACAGAUGUGGAACGUACCUUUGCAGAGAUUAAACCAUUAUAUGAACAACUUCACGCUUAUGUGAGGGCAAAGUUGAUGGAUGCCUACCCUUCCCGUAUCAGUCCGACUGGAUGCCUCCCUGCCCAUUUGCUUG
Lagenorhynchus albirostris (white-beaked dolphin) is the source of this 1023-nucleotide messenger RNA. Its product is annotated as angiotensin-converting enzyme 2-like. NCBI's taxonomy places the organism in Eukaryota, Metazoa, Chordata, Mammalia, Artiodactyla, Delphinidae. The annotation marks the transcript as partial. Gene Ontology annotation, molecular function: metallopeptidase activity; peptidyl-dipeptidase activity. Gene Ontology annotation, cellular component: plasma membrane. The record is from RefSeq and is a predicted model, not a curated record. The transcript has 7 exons. Gene Ontology annotation, biological process: proteolysis.